AUGCCGACUCUGAACUCUGCUGAGAAAGAAGUCAAACCUAUGGCCCCGUCUCCUUCCGAUGAAUCCGGAACCCUCGAUGCAAACGAGGCUCAAUCAGAAAAUGCCCUGGUACGAAAGCUGGACUUGUACCUUGUCCCAUUGAUCAUUAUUUCAUACAUUCUGAUCUUCCUGGACCGUUCGAACCUGGGAAAUGCGAAAAUCGCAGGCAUGCCGCAGGAUCUACACUUGCAUGGCAAUGAGAUCAACUGGGCGGUGUCCAUCUUCUACGCCACCUUCAUCUUCUUCGAGAUCCCCAUCACACUACUUGUCAAGCCACUCGGGCCUUCCAAAUUAAUCUCCUGCAUACUGCUUUCGACCUCCCUGGUCACAACGUUCUCCGGCUUUAUGAGCAAUGCUGGCUCGCUGAUAGCUUGCCGGAUUCUCCUUGGCGUGACAGAAGCAGCCUCCUUCGCGGUCCUCAACUACUACGUCUCCCUCUUCUGGAAGCGGGAAGAGAUUGCAAAGCGUGCGGCUGCGGUCUACAUUGCGGUAACGCUGUCCGGGGCCUUCGGCGGCCUAUUCGCGUGGGCCCUGACGCAGAUCGACAGCGUUCCAGCCUACGCAGGGUGGAGGUGGAUCUUCUUCGUUGAAGGCGCCAUCUCAUUCUGCUGGGCAUGCGCAAGCUUCUUUUUGUUUCCAAACUCUCCAGAAACAGCACGCUUUCUCAACACGGAAGAAAAGCGCCUCGCCCAAUGUCGAAUUGAAAGCCAAGACAAGGACGUGCCGUUCAGGUGGUCUCAGGUCGUAGCAGCCCUGAAAUCCCCGAUUUGCUGGCUGUCUGGUUUCAUCCAACUCUGCGCCGGUGUCUACUACCAUCCUCUGUCGAUCUUCCUCCCGACAAUUCUCACCGGUCUUGGCUACGGUACCCUCCAGACGCAGUACCUUACCAUUCCAGUCUACCUCUUUGCUACGGUGAUGGUGUUCUUAUUUGCCUGGUUGGCGGAUCGUACCCAGCGCCGGGCCCCGCUCAUGCUGUUUUUCUCCCUUUUCACCGUUGCCGGCUAUGCGAUCCUCCUCGCUUGGGAGGUUCCUGCAGGAGUAAAGUAUUUCGCUUGUUUCCUGAUCUUGGGUUUCGGCAAUGUUCUCCUCUUGCUGAACGUUGCCUGGCUUAACGGAAAUAUCGGGCCGCGGUACAAGCGUGCGACAGCACUCGCAUUCAAUCAAACGAUCAGCAACAUUGGCUCGAUAAUUGGCGGACAAAUCAUUCUGGACAGAGAGGGUCCGCGAUACCGAACUGGACAGGCCGUUGCCAUAUCGUGCUGUGGACUAGCUUGCAUUGGCGUGAUGAGUUUGUGGUGGCUCCUGAGGUCGAAGAAUACGCGUAGGGAGAAGAUAGUGCAGGAGGGCAAGGAGGAUGUCGAAGUUGGUGAUGAGAGUGUCCACUUUAGGUACCAGCUCUGA
Cladophialophora yegresii CBS 114405 is the source of this 1440-nucleotide messenger RNA. RefSeq lists its product as uncharacterized. The record is from RefSeq and is a predicted model, not a curated record. Gene Ontology annotation, molecular function: transmembrane transporter activity. The transcript has 3 exons. Lineage: Eukaryota; Fungi; Ascomycota; Eurotiomycetes; Chaetothyriales; Herpotrichiellaceae. Gene Ontology annotation, biological process: transmembrane transport. The coding region runs from base 1 to 1440 and encodes 479 amino acids. Gene Ontology annotation, cellular component: membrane.